CGUCAUUGUAGGUGCUUGUGAACUGGAACUGGAGGGGCAGGUUGAGGGGUGGUCUUGGGGGUGAAGGUUUGCCUGGCGCGGGGAACGGGGGCUUUGGGCUCGCGUGCCCAACAGUGCCAGCCGGCACGCGUGUACCGUGUCAAGGAAUCGUCGCCAUCCGGCGAAAGACGUUUCGUUCAUAACUCUGUUGCGGGUGCGAGCAGUGUCAGGGGCUGCGACCCGGGUGGCUUCUCCGGGACGCCCACCGACUCAACAGCUGUCGAUGCUGACAAUGCAUUCUCUCGCUCGCGCGCGCCCGAUCCUGCCGACGAGGCAGCGAGCGAGCGCAUGCGUGCUGCAGCGUGCUAGCAGCAAGCAGCCUCGGCGAGUCACGGCGCGAGCAGGCUUUGAAGAGACCCUUGCGGAAGCGGCGCUGGGUUUUGGCGACGCGGCACAGGGCCUGGUCGACGCCGCAGCCGACUUCUCUCUGGGCGACUUCGUUCCCGCCAUACCGUCCAUGCCCUCUCUCCCGUCGAUGCCCUCGCUGCCCUCAGUCCCCUCGCUACCCUCCCUUCCGUCGGUUCCGUCCCUGCCCUCGGGACUGCCCGGCGUCUCGUUGGUUCCUAGCCUGCCCUCCAUCCCUGUGGAGGUCACCCAGGCGACCGCGUUCAUGGUUGACCAUCCCGUCGCCACGUUCGCUGCGGCUGUGGGCGCCGUGCUGGUCAUCCCGAAGCUGGUCGAGCUGUUUGUGCGCUACCUGGCCGGCCCGGUGGCGGUGGCGCUGCUGGCGUUUUACGUGCUGGAGAACCCCGUGGAAUCGGCCAGCAUGGUGACCACCGUGCUUGACUUUGUGAACGACUACCCGGUCACCAUCCCCGUCGCCGUUGUGGGCCUCGCAUUCUUCGGCCUCGUGCCUGCGCUGCUGACGGCCACGGCCGCCACGGCGCUGGUGUACGCGCUGUUGUCCCUGUCCUUCGGCACCAGCGUGCCCGAGGUGCAGGAGAUGCAGGGCUCGUUCGGCGAGACAGUGGAGAAUCUGCAGAUCCUGGGCAAGGUGACCUACCGCACCGUUGAGCGCCUCUUGGAGCAGCAGUCAUAGGUGGCAGCGGCAGCCAUGAUGGCAGGAUGCCGCAGCGCACGGCAGCUUGCGGCUUGGGGCGUGUGCGGCUGGUGGUGGACGGCAAUGCUGGGGAUCGGCUGGCCAUGCAGCUGUGCAGUCACUAGGAAAGGGUGCGACUGUGAGCCAGUCUGAACGGCUGGUGUGUUGCUAUCCGGGAGGGUCGGUGGCAACGCGUAAUAAUGCACGGUGUUCCAGAAGGUUCCUGGUGUGAAGAUUAUUACUUUCGGACUUGUGUUUCUGUGGAUUCAGUCGACGGUUUAAGAAGAACGGUGAGCAGCUCCGUGCGCUGUGGGCCGGAUGUUACAGCGCCAGCGCAACAAUGGAACAAACCGGAUGGGGCUCGGGCACGCCCUGAAGAGUUGCAAAGGCUUCACUCGUAAAGGUCACGUGCUCCACUGGUCAUAGAUACCGAGCCAUUUCAUCCUAGUAAGGCCGGAUACUAUAACAUACCACAGCUGUUUCGAUCUUGUGUGCAGCAAGCCAGAGGUUGCAGCAAGCAGUCUGCACAAACGUGGACCAUGCCAGCAUGGCAGUAACGAGACAUUAGCCUCAUAGCCUGUCAUCAUUCGCCUCUCCUGCCAUCUCGGUUACCGAAGUCUUCGAAGCACAUAUCCGAUUCAUGCGAUCACGCUAGUUCACAUUCGAAUCCAAUCAAUUCAUGUAUCCAAUCAAGCUCGCCACACCAUAGAUGAACGGC
Molecule: messenger RNA, 1796 nt
Organism: Chlamydomonas reinhardtii
Lineage: Eukaryota; Viridiplantae; Chlorophyta; Chlorophyceae; Chlamydomonadales; Chlamydomonadaceae
Exons: 7
Coding region: 272-1078 (268 amino acids)
Source: RefSeq, a predicted model, not a curated record